ACAAACUACUUGACAUUACGUCGUCUUGGAAGGCAAAUUCUAACAAUAAUAAAAUAAUAGAGAACAUGCUAAUAGGUGUAAGAUAUGCUAACACAAUGGUUAUUCAGCUACAUAAAAAAUAAACAUAAACAGAAAAGAUGUCCAGUGUUUAUGUAACAUAAACAGUUUUUUUCAUUUAUAAGUCGCAGGAACAGCCAACCUAUGAAAAAAAGUGCGACUUAUAGUCCAGAAAAUACGGUAUUUAUUGGUAUUUAUUACAGUUAUAUCACCAUAAAGUAUUUACAAUUGUCACACUUGGAACUAAACUGUGUAUUUGUAUUUGUAUUUUGUGUGUUAAACUACCGUACAACGUGUACUCGUCCGGAUACUACACUCCUCCACGCUCUUCCACUUCCUCCUUGCUCCUCCUCCCUGCCUUUAUUUUCAAUGACAUCACCAACGGCCACCUUUGAUGAUGUCACGGCUGACUUUCUGAUGCUUCAGUGACACAUAAAUACAGCCUUUCCCGUUAAGAAGAUAUAUUAUCGAAGUUAGCGAAACACGUUUGAGACGGAAGCAACAUGGGUAAUAUCGAUACUCACUCGUCCGUCUACAUCGACAACUAUCUGUGCACCAUCACCAAAGACCUGGACGUCAACAAAACCCGUCUGUUGCUCUGCGACCCAAAGGAAACGGAAGGACUAAAAAGCAAAAUCAACGUCCAAGUCGCGGUCCUCGAGUACCUCCAAGGGAAAAGAAAGCAGGACAUCAACCUCUCCCAGAUGUGGACGGAGAUCAUUCCUCUUCGCGAGAAGCUGAAGGCGUCUGAGGAGAAGGAGCAGCUCAGCGAUAGCAAUCUCCUUGCCAGCUGGAAGAUCAUCAACGACCUCAGACUCCAGCUUCACGAGAGUCAAGUCAAGGAGAAGGAGAGCGCCGAGUACGCGGAGAAGAUCAUUCAAGACCUCCUAGCGCAGAAGAGCAAUCUUUUUAUCAAGGUGCAGAAAAUGAAAGAACAUCUACUGAAUCACGCCGCCAGCAUUCUUUCCACCGAGGAACCAGAGAACGGUCUGGAGAAGCUUUAUGCCGUGCAAACAUGCAUGGAUCUCUUCGACAAGCUGCAUGAGAUACAGAACAUCGAAGGGAAGACGCCGGAACGUGAAGAAAGCCUGGAAGAAAUCCUACCGGAAUCAAGCGAGGAGAGCAACAUCGAUAUUGAUACGCCUGCUUCAGAACUUGAGCAACAAGAGGACGCUUCACCAGAAGGAACCAUUACGAGGAAGAGCGGGGGGAGGGACAGGUUUUUGAAACGAUUUCCUUUUUUCCAGUGGCUUCAGAGACACUAUCCAUCAUCCACUCAAGGGUGAAAGGAAAAAGCUCAGUCUGUAAUAACAAUGAAGCAACAUUUCUUUUAAACUUUAGAUGCAUUUUAAAUACAUUUUAAGACAUUUUAGUUUUUGUGUUACUACCCCAAACUUCAAUAAGCGGGUCAAAAAUGACCCGGUCAGGUUGUUUUCUGGAAAUAUUUUUGUAAUGAAAAUUUUUAAUCAUUUCAUAUUCCAGAUAUUCCUCAAAAAAACAUGUUUUUGAUAUCAUGCCAUUCACAUUUUUAAUACAUUUUAAGAAUUUUUUGUUUUUGUGUUACUACCCCAAACUUCGAUAAGUGGGUCAAAAAUGACCCGGUCAGGUUGUUUUCUUGAAAUGUCUUCGUAAUGAAAAUUUUUUUUAUCAUUUCAUAUUCCAGGUAUUCCUCAAAAAACAUGUUUUUGAUAUCAUGCCAUUCACAUUUUUAACUUAUCUUUUAUACAUUUUAAGAAAUUUUAGUUUUUGUGUUACUACCCCAACCUUCCAUAAGUGGGUCAAAAAUGACCCGGUCAGGUUGUUUUCUUGAAAUAUCUCCGUAAUGAAAUUUUUUUUAUCAUUUCAUAUUCCAGGUAUUCCUCAAAAAACAUGUUUUUGAUAUCAUGCCAUUCACAUUUUUAAUACAUUUUAAGAAUUUUUUGUUUUUGUGUUACUACCCCAAACUUCCAUAAGUGGGUCAAAAAAUGACCCGGUCAGGUUGUUUUCUUGAAAUAUCUUUGUAAGGAAAAUUUUGUAUCAUUUCAUAUUCCAGGUAUUCCUCAAAAAAACAUGUUUUUGAU
This is a messenger RNA of Doryrhamphus excisus (bluestripe pipefish), 2117 nucleotides long. The record is from RefSeq and is a predicted model, not a curated record. Lineage: Eukaryota; Metazoa; Chordata; Actinopteri; Syngnathiformes; Syngnathidae.